This is a messenger RNA of Heterocephalus glaber (naked mole-rat), 1158 nucleotides long. RefSeq names its product G protein-coupled receptor 183. Lineage: Eukaryota; Metazoa; Chordata; Mammalia; Rodentia; Bathyergidae. Gene Ontology annotation, cellular component: membrane. Gene Ontology annotation, molecular function: oxysterol binding; G protein-coupled receptor activity. Gene Ontology annotation, biological process: G protein-coupled receptor signaling pathway. The record is from RefSeq and is a predicted model, not a curated record.
AUGCCUAACUGCCAUCCUGGAGGGGUAAACCAGACACAACAUCGCAUCUUUACUUCCUGUCUCCCAGGCUCCGCGGUGAGUGAGCUGGCUUCUGGCAUGGCCGACCCUGACCCUGACCCCAGCAUGGCCCCGGCCAGCGGCAACUCCUGCCUCCCUUACUUCCCGCCCCGCGGGGCCAGCGUGGGGCUCUCCCUGUUCUAUUCGGCUCUCUUGGUCUCCAGCUCCCUGGGGAACAUCCUGGCGCUCUGCCUGGCCCGGCACAAGGGCGAGAAGACCACGUCGACGGGCGUCUACCUGACGCACCUGGCGGUGUCCGACCUUCUGUUCGCGGCGGUGCUGCCCGGGAAGAUCGCCUACUACGCGCGGGACUUCCGCUGGCCGCUGGGGGACGCGCUGUGCCGGCUGACUGCCUUCGUCACCUACCUCAACACCUACGGCGGCGUCUACCUGAUGGGCUGUGUGAGCGCCGACCGCUACCUGGCCGUGGUGCGCGCGCCCCGCUGCGCGCGGCUCCGGAGCCCCAGCCUGGCGCGGCGCGCAUGCGCGGUCGCGUGGGUCCUGGCGCUGCUGCAGACGGCGCCGUUGCUGUUGCUGCCGCUGGGCGGGCGCCUGGUGGGCAGGACCACCUGCAUGGAGCUAGGCCGCGCGGCGCCGGUGCUGCGCCGGCCCGGCUUGGUGCUGGCCGCCUGCGCGCUGGGCUUCUGCGUGCCCGUGGGCCUCAUGUUCUUCUGCUACGCGCGCAUCGCCCAGAGGCUGCGCGCCGCGGCCCGCCGGAGCCCGCCGGGCUCCCAAGGCCACUACCCACGGCGGGCCUGGCGCCUGGCGCUGGCCGUGCUGGUGGUCGUCGUCGGGUGCUUCAGCCCCUACCACCUGCUGGUCAUACAGUUCAUGGCCAGGGCCCUGCUGCGCCCGCCAUCCUGCGCCGAGCAGCAGGCGUUCGCGGGCGCCCUGCAGGUCACCAUGACCCUCAUGAACCUCAACUGUGCCAUCGACCCCGUCAUCUACUUCUUUGCGUCCACGCGGUACAGGAAAUGGCUCCUGGGCUUUUGGAAACUCAGAGCCUCCUCGCCCCCAGGAAAGGCGUCCUCAGAAACAGCUAGUGUCAACCAGACACGAGGCUCUGUGUCCCCAGGCUUUGUGGCAGAGGUUGGGGUCUAG